CUGCCACUGACAGGUCUUAAAUUCACCCCUGCAGUGCUCCGGGAGGUUGGCUGAUGCCGCGGUAACUUCACUGCCAGGUCUGGCCAUUGAGAGUCUCUUUGGAGACCGGGGGACGAAAGAGACAUUGAAGAUUUCUGUUGGUUUUAUAUUAAGGAAGGACUCCAAUUUUAGUUGGGUUUUAAAAAAGAUCUGGUAGAAGAGAGGAAAGGCAUCCUCACAGUGGAACCGUGUUCUUUUCCUCUGAAGUUACAGCUGCCGUAAGCCGAUCUCCAUCAGACAUGGCCACCAGCGGCUUUCACUUUGUACCGUGUGACACCAAACGGACCUCCAGACAGUUUGGGGCAUCUGCUGUGGGAAGACCUGAAGGUUCAUCAGGCAAGGUGGAUCUCAAGAGCGGCCUGGAGGAAUGUGCAGCGGCGCUGAACUUAUUUCUAAGUAACAAAUUUAAAGAUGCCUUAGAGUUGCUUCGCCCAUGGGCCAAGGAGAGCAUGUACCACGCGCUGGGCUACAGCACCAUUGUGGUGCUGCAGGCUGUCAUGACCUUUGAGCAGCAGGACAUCCAGAACGGCAUCUCUGCCAUGAAGGACGCUUUACAAACCUGCCAAAAAUACAGGAAGAAAUGCACGGUUGUCGAGUCUUUCUCAAGUCUCCUUUCUCGAGGGUCACUGGAACAACUGAGUGAAGAGGAAAUGCAUGCUGAAAUCUGUUACGCCGAGUGUCUCCUACAGAAAGCAGCACUCACGUUUGUGCAGGAUGAAAAUAUGAUCAACUUCAUCAAAGGUGGACUCAAAAUUAGAACAAGUUACCAAAUAUAUAAAGAGUGCCUUUCCAUCCUGCACGUAAUUCAGAAGAACAAACAUGAGCAGCACUUCUUCUAUGAGUUUGAAGGAGGAGUCAAGCUUGGAACAGGGGCCUUUAAUUUGAUGCUGUCUCUCUUACCAGCAAGAAUCAUCCGAUUACUAGAAUUUAUUGGAUUCUCGGGAAACAGGGACCUGGGCCUUCUUCAGCUACGGGAAGGUGCAUCAGGAAGUAGCAUGCGGUCCCCACUCUGUUGCCUUACAAUUCUGGCUUUCCAUACCUACAUCUCCCUGAUUCUCGGUACAGGAGAAGUGAAUGUUGUGGAAGCAGAGAGUCUCCUCGCACCGUUCCUUCAACAGUUCCCAAAUGGCUCCCUCAUACUGUUCUAUCACGCCCGGAUCGAGCUGCUGAAAGGCAAUGUUGAAAAGGCUCAAGAAACAUUUCGAAAAUGCAUUUCAGUUCAAGAAGAGUGGAAACAGUUUCACCAUCUCUGUUACUGGGAAUUAAUGUGGAUUCAUAUAUACCAACAAAAUUGGAUGCAGGCGUAUUACUAUUCAGACCUACUUUGCAAAGAGAGUAAAUGGUCCAAGGCAACAUAUGUGUUCUUGAAAGCUGCCAUUUUGAGCAUGCUCCCGGAGGAAGAAGCGGCAGUGACUAAGGAGAAUGUAGUGUCUCUGUUCAGACAGGUCGAUGGCUUGAAGCAGAGGAUUGCGGGGAAAUCUCUCCCGACUGAGAAAUUCGCUGUGAGGAAGGCUCGGAGGUACUCCCCGCCCUCAGGUGUCCCUGGAAAGCUGGUCUUGCCCGCUCUGGAAAUGAUGUACGUCUGGAAUGGCUUUUCAAUAGUGGGCAAAAGAAAGGACCUUUCUGAAAACCUCUUGGUGACUGUGGAGAAGGCUGAGGAAGCAUUACAAAAUCAAGACUUCACUGACUACUCUGUGGAUGAUGAGUGCUUGGUGAAACUACUGAAAGGAUGCUGCCUCAAGAACUUACAGCGGCCUCUGCAAGCUGAGCUGUGUUUCAACCACGUUGUGGAAAGUGAAAAGCUAUUGAAGUACGACCACUAUCUGGUGCCGUUCACGCUGUUUGAGUUGGCAUUUUUGUAUAAAAGCCAAGGGGAAAUUGACAAGGCCAUAAAGGUCCUAGAAACUGCGAGAAACAACUACAAGGAUUACUCCCUGGAGUCCAGACUACACUUCAGAAUUCAAGCAGCUCUUCAUCUCUGGAAGAAGCCAUCCACAGACUGAUCCGGAACACACAGGAUGGAGUCUCCCCCAGUUAACAUUGACUCUUGCUAUGGAGAUCAGUCCCUGUGUCAAGGUGGAACCAGAAACAGAAAGCCUGCUGUCAGGCACUUCCUGUCACCCGAGGAGUGUACUGGUGGUCUACAUAUUUUCCCCUAUGGAAUGACAUUUAAUACUACAUAGAAAUUCUUAUACUCUGCCUUUAAAAAGAAUUUCACAUUAGAUUUCAAUUGACGGGUGAAGUCUUUUGAAAGACUGGCAGGUACAAUAAAGCCUAGUUAGAUUAUUUAUUUUUUUAAUGUAAAAAUUAAUAUUGUUCAAAUAGCAAAUGGCUUUAUCAGCUGAGCCAUUUUUAGAUUGGCUUGUCCUUUAAACUUCAGAGAUAUUUUACUGCUGUUUAAAUCUCAGAGAGUAAAUAAGUAUCACAUCUGUAAUGAUAUAACAGUGGGUUUCUGAAGGUUCUGGAGGAGGGAAGCGGAGGGCCUGCGGUGGGGAAGGCAUUCCUAGGCAGAAAGGACUUGUAUCUCAGCAAGGUGUUACAGUUAGAAGUUUCGGGAUUUCCGGUCCUCUCAUUGGUUGAAGGUGGUGGCAUUUUUCAGAAACUAUGCUGUAUUUGAAUGUACUCAUAUCAGAUCUAAUAAUAGCUUCAAUCAUAUAGACACAUUUCUUAUGUAUCUAAGGGAGUAAAAAGUUGUAUUUUAGAACUCCCUAACCUUAGCGCUGAAGCCUGAAAUACAAACUUCCACAACGUUUCCUAUAGGAAGGAAAAAUUCCUGUUGCUUUAAGUGACACAUAAAAUAUCAGUGAUUUUUUUUUUUUUUUACAGUCAUAAUGCUGCUGACCCAAUCAAUGCUGACGGUUCCUUUUAAAUAUCUGGGCUGCAUCUUGGUUCUCUGAGUAGGAGACAGAAUCAAAGUGUGAGCAGAUGCCUUUCUAGAGUCCCCAAACCUGUCAAUCACCAUUUGAGAAUUACAAAGAUCUUCCUCAUUUUGCAAAAUAGAAAAAGAACAGGUGGCUUUAAAGUUCUCUUUGAACUUUACAACUGUGAGUCUGUGUAUUAGACAUUUUCAACAAUGUUUAGCAUUAAUCCAAACUCUUCCCAUUAGAAUGUAGUUUUUUUCCAAACCUUCCAAUCAAUGGCCUACGGUAGGUGUUACAACGGAGGGCCAGAUUCCAUCCAGUGACUAAAACAAGUUAAUGAGUCCAUGAACCUGGGCUUUUGUCUCAUUUCUGUUAUUUCCAAGACCAGUAACUCAUGUAGAUGGUAGAUGGCUUCACCUUUCCUAGACAGAGCCUCAAGUUUGUAGUUCGGAGUCCCUCUCCAUUGGCUAACAGUUAACAACAUAAAGCAAAUAACUUACCCUUCCUGGACUUGGGUUUUCCAGUGGGAGUAUCAAGAUAGUACUCACUGCCCGAGGCCUCAGGAGAUGAUACAUUUGGUAGCUUUCUGUACACUGGGGAAGCUGUACGGGUAAGAGUGAAUUUGAUAACUAUGGCCUUGUGCGUGGAUGACAGUACCUCUAGUGUCCACCGAGUCUUUGGCCUCUGCUCUAGCAUGAGAUGAAUGUGAGCAUUCGAUACCUUUCAGUUUAUUUAUUUAUACAUUUAGCACUGACAGUGUCUCAGAUGGUGGAGUGGCUCCUGCUGUCCUCUAAUGCAGUUCCCCAUGCUCAACAGGCACUGGUGUCAUGUUACCAUUUCUUGUUCAACACUGAGGAAGUAUUUUUUUGAGGAAAGUGAUUAAUACACUUUGAGUCAGAGGAGCAUCCCUUCAGAUAACAUGGAGGCAGAUAUCAUUAUAGCUCUUUCAUAUGAAUUACACAACUAGCUACAGAUAGAAGGGGGAAUAAAUUGUCAUGAGCUGUAGAAAUAUGUUUAAUAAUAUCUUGGAAGAAAAGUUUAUAAAUUCUUUAGAAGAGCUUUGAUAAUGUUAUUUUAAAAACAUAAUGUAUUCAUACUAUUAAAGAAUAUGGUGGGGUUUGGUGGCACACACUGUUAAUUCUAGCAUUUGGGAGGCAGGGGCAGGCAGAUCUUUGAGUUAGAGGCCAGCCUGGUCUACUUAUUCAAAACCCAAACCAACCAAACAAAAAGCAUACCCACAUUUUGUGAGAAACUAUCAAAGCUCAUGGUCUGUAAAUUCCCAUUCUGAUAUAAAAUAAAAAAAAAAGAAGCUAAAAAUUACUAUUUUAGGGAUUGGAGGGUGGCCCAGCAGUUAAGGACACUUUCUGCUUUUCCAGAGGACCAGAGUUUGUUUUCUAGCACCCAUGUCAGGCAGUUGUGAACUUCUUGUGGUUCCAGAAGAUCUGACACUCGUUCUGGCCUCUGUGGCACCUAAAUACCCAAUACAUACCUAAGCAUUCACAUAGAAACACAGAUACACAUAAGCAGACAAUAAAUCUUUUUUUAAAUGACUUUUACAUUAUCAAACAAAUCUACUUGUACUAUUAUAUUUUAUUUUGUGAUUUUCUUUUGUCUUUAUUACUCAAAUUCUCUGUCAGUAGUGUGAACCAUCUACCCAGUGGCUUUAUAAAUACUACAAUAGAAUUAGUACUACAGAACUUUAUCUAUUUUCUGUCAUGUUCAAGAUAUUGUACUGGCACCAAUUUCUUAGGAUGUCUGUAAGAAUCAUCUUUUAAAAUAUGUUGUGGUUUUGUGAAGAGCCAGUGCCUAAGAGACAAUGUUAUUUAGUCAUCUUUUUGAGGCCACAGGUGGUAGGCUGGGUUUCCAGUAUGUCUAAUUGCAGUUUCUGUAGCUACCGGCAAAGGCAGUGUUCUGAUUGGUGUUUUGUAAAUGUAAGAAUUGUGUUUCAGAGCCUUGUGAAGGAAAGCCUAGAGUCUGCUGGAGAGUUAAUGGAAGGACAACUACACCAACUCCUGUGUAUAUUUGACCACUUGCUCUGCCUUGCUAGGCAGAUAGAGGAGAUGUUUCCAAGUUACAGAGCAGAUAGUUCGGUGGCCUUCCACCUGUUCUGAGGAUGGGAGAGGAUAAGUAGGUAGGAGCUAAGGGAGAUAAGUUUCAGAUUCCUGGGGGUGAAGGACGUUGUACAGCCAUUAUCACAACCCAACAGUCCAACCAGCUCCUUGGGAAAGGAGUGAAUUCACCAGUUCUGCGUGGCUGUCUUCCCUCCUUGGUCUGAGUGUCUGUCUGGGUUAAUUGAAUUGGAGGUCAGCUCAUUCUACAGUGCUUUGAUCAGGGUCUAAAAUCUGAGGUGUGGAAAGGUAAAAAGCAAAUAGAAGAGCAUGUUCCUUGCCAGUCAUUCUUCUGUGAUGGGCACUAACAAGCACCCACUAUUAUGUUUGUCAUGGUUCUGGCUCAUCUGUCUUGUGCCAUCUAUUCUAGGUAGAUCCUUGUUAGUAGACCCCCACUCCCUGGACAGUAAAAAUAAUUGAGGAAGUAUUUAUGAUCAAGCGGAAAAAUUAAUUCUGGGAUUAUCCUGGUUAAUUCUCUGGACAUUUUGUUUUUUCUAUUUCUUUCUUUCUUUUUUUUUUAACCACCAGUUUGCCUACUUUGUAUUCCUGACGCGCCAGUUCUGGUGCAUUCAGUUGGAAUUAGUUAGUGAAGUAAUUGAAAUCCUAAGCAUUUGUGAUUUAUCAGGUCUGGAAUGGCUCUUAGAAGAUGACGUUGGCCUUCUCAGCCUUUGAGCAUGUUAGGCCUUGUGUUCUCUUCUGGUGUAAAAGCCACUUGUCAGCUGGAGCUGCUCCACUUUUGCCAUGGUCAGGGCCAGAGAACCUUCUUGCCUGCAGCAGUUCUUAAGCACUUCUUGGGUCCUGGCAUUCUGGCAUUUACCUGCUGUCCGCCGUGACUGUCCAUUCCUUACGCCAUCUUGUUUCAUAUAUCUCUCAGUAGUUUACUCUCUAUGCUGUGUACUUGGCAGAUGAUAUAGCUCCAUGGCUUGUUUGAACAUUGGUCUUACCCACUGCAUGCCCCUGUGAAUUUCUUGUGUGCCAUCUCAAAGUCUACUUUUAAGGUUACUAGGUUAUUUUAGAAACUAUCUUUGUCACAGCUGUUGGGGUUGUAGAAAUAUUCGUAGAUUUCAUGAGUAAGACAAUUUCUGAAAAAUGUAGUGAUCCCUUUGCAAGACUUUUGCAUUAUCAAAAUGUUAACACUGACCCUCUUGGCUAGCCCAGUAUACUAUUUAAAGACUCUUAGGCACAAUUUAUCCAUUUAGGGAGUAACAUGAAAGGUGACUUAACUAAAUUUAAAUAUUUCAUGCCUUCCAGUUGCCUAUUGUGAAUAUCUUGAGUGUGUGUGCCUAAGUAAUAUACAUAA
This is a messenger RNA of Mastomys coucha (southern multimammate mouse), 6308 nucleotides long. RefSeq names its product tetratricopeptide repeat domain 39B (gene Ttc39b). NCBI's taxonomy places the organism in Eukaryota, Metazoa, Chordata, Mammalia, Rodentia, Muridae. Gene Ontology annotation, biological process: regulation of cholesterol metabolic process; cholesterol homeostasis; regulation of cholesterol efflux. The coding region runs from base 279 to 2042 and encodes 587 amino acids. Gene Ontology annotation, molecular function: protein binding. The transcript is spliced from 19 exons. The record is from RefSeq and is a predicted model, not a curated record.